UUCAACAUGUGCGAUUGUUGAAUGUUGAUAGUUAAUAAUAAAUUCAAAAAAAAGCUAUUUUAAUUAAUUAUUAAUCUAUAAUAUAAAUUAUUAAUAAAUUAUUAACAAUGGAUAAUGAAAAAUGUAAUUUGAGACCAAUGAAUUGUGAAGUUAAUCAACUUUCAAUGCCUGAUGGUUCUGCAAUGUUUAUGCAAGGUGAUACAUGUGUUGUUGCUGGUGUUUAUGGACCAAUUGAAGCUAGAAUGCAAAAAAUGAUGCAUGACAAAGCUAGUGUUGAAGUUAUUUACAGUCCACUAAAAGGACCACCAAGUAUUGAUGACAGAUCAAAAGAGUUAUUUAUCAGAGAAACUUGUGAAUCAAGUUUGAUUAUAACACUUCAUCCUGGUACUGCAAUUUCUAUAAAUGUUCAAGAGCUAGAAAAUGCUGGUGGUCUUUUAGCAUGUGCAAUUAAUUCAGCUUGUAUUGCAUUAAUUAAUUCAAGUUUAUCAAUGAAAUUUACAAUUGCUGCUGUUAGCUGUAUGAUUGAUAAAGAUAGUCUUGAAAUUAUUAUGGAUCCUGAUCUAUCACAGCUUAAGAAUGCAAAAGCAACAUUUACUUAUGCUUUUGAUAGUAUUAAAAAGGAUUUAGUAAUGUGUCAUACAACUGGAAGAUUUUCAGAAAAAGAACUGAUGCAAACAAUUGAAGAAUGCAAAGAAGCAAGUAAUUUUAUUUUUGAUUUUUAUCGUGAUACUGUUAAAAAAUAUGCUGUUUGUAUAUCACAAUAAUUAAUUUGA
Messenger RNA from Aphidius gifuensis, 773 nucleotides. It is a transcript of the gene Rrp46, whose product is annotated as exosome complex component RRP46. Bases 108 to 764 code for a protein of 218 amino acids. Gene Ontology annotation, cellular component: nucleolus; nuclear exosome (RNase complex); cytoplasmic exosome (RNase complex). The transcript is spliced from 5 exons. NCBI's taxonomy places the organism in Eukaryota, Metazoa, Arthropoda, Insecta, Hymenoptera, Braconidae. The record is from RefSeq and is a predicted model, not a curated record. Gene Ontology annotation, biological process: poly(A)-dependent snoRNA 3'-end processing; U4 snRNA 3'-end processing; rRNA catabolic process.